AUGGUGGGAACUGUGGGAUGCCUUGUCCCUGAACUGUUCUCCAAAUACUUGGGGACGGAUCUUGCCACACACGUCUGGUGGAAGGCAGGGUACUCGAUCUACAGCGAGGGUGGCAUUAACCUGGGCAGCCCAGACCUCAUCCGCGCCCAAAUCAUCAUUGUCAUUGUGAUCCUCCAGGUCUUGAUCAUGGGUUUCGCAGAAGGUUGCAGAAUCAAUGGCGGACCAGUGGGGGAGGGCCUUGACCCCCUGUACCCCGGCGGUAACUUCGACCCUUUGGGCCUUGCUGACGACCCGGAUAGCUUUGCCGAGCUCAAGAUAAAGGAAAUCAAGAAUGGUCGGCUGGCCAUGUUCUCUAUGUUUGGCUUCUAUGUGCAGGCCAUCUGCACUGGCAAGGGGCCUGUGCAAAACUGUGCAGAGCAUGUUGCUGACCCAUUCAAUGUCAACGGAUUCAGCACCUCCGCGAACUUAAUGGGACUCAAAGUUUGA
Molecule: messenger RNA, 486 nt
Organism: Ostreobium quekettii
Lineage: Eukaryota; Viridiplantae; Chlorophyta; Ulvophyceae; Bryopsidales; Ostreobiaceae
Source: the annotation of a GenBank genome assembly